This is a messenger RNA of Chaetomium fimeti, 1821 nucleotides long. RefSeq lists its product as uncharacterized. Gene Ontology annotation, molecular function: carbohydrate:proton symporter activity. Lineage: Eukaryota; Fungi; Ascomycota; Sordariomycetes; Sordariales; Chaetomiaceae. The transcript has 3 exons. Gene Ontology annotation, biological process: transmembrane transport; carbohydrate transport. Bases 1 to 1821 code for a protein of 606 amino acids. Gene Ontology annotation, cellular component: plasma membrane. The record is from RefSeq and is a predicted model, not a curated record.
AUGCUUGGAAAGAAGUCAGCCAAUACCUUCCCAACGUUAGCCCUCACCAUCACCACACCGACAGCUAACACCCCUUUUAGAUCCAUCCGCAUCAAUGGCGCCGACUGCGGCGUCGAGGCCCUCAUCCUCGGGGUUAUCACCUCGUUGGGGGGCUUCCUCUUCGGCUACGAUACCGGCCAAAUAUCGGGCAUGUUGCUGUUUAGGGACUUCAAGGACCGCUUCGGCCAAGAGGAGACACCCGAAGGGAGGGAUUUCACCCCCAUCAUCGAGUCAUUGGUGGUAUCCCUGAUGAGCAUCGGCACACUCUGCGGUGCCCUCACGGCAUCAUACACCGCCGACUGGUGGGGACGCAGAAAGAGUCUCAGUUUCGGUGUCAUCAUCUUCAUCAUCGGCUGCAUCAUCCAGAUGACUGCCAUGUCCUCGUGGGUGCACAUAAUGAUGGGUCGCUUCGUCGCCGGUCUAGGUAUCGGUAACCUGUCCGUGGGGGUGCCCAUGUUCCAGUCCGAGUGCUCGCCCCGUGAGAUCCGCGGCGCCGUGGUGGCAUCGUACCAACUCCUCAUCACCUUUGGUAUCCUCAUCGCCAACAUCGUCAACUACGGCGUGCGCGAGAUCGAGGACUCGGCCGCGUCCUGGCGCAUCGUCGUCGGUCUGGGCAUCGCCUUCUCCAUGCCGCUCGGCCUGGGCAUCUUGAUGGUACCCGAGUCCCCGCGGUGGCUGGCGGCGCGGUCCCGGUGGGACGACGCGCGCGUCUCGAUGGCGCGCCUGCGCGGCAUGAAGGACGACCCGAAAAACGGGCUGGUGGAGGACGACAUGCGCGAGAUGCGCGAGAUCCUCGAGAAGGAGCGCUCCGUCGGCGUCGGCACCUGGGGCGAGUGCUUCAUCCCGCGCAGCAACGGCGUGCCCAAGCAGGUCUACCGCACCAUCCUGGGCAUCUCGAUCCACUUCCUGCAGCAGUGGACCGGCGUCAACUACUUCUUCUACUACGGCGCGACCAUCUUCGAGUCGGCCGGCAUCGACGACCCGAUCCAGACCCAGCUGAUCCUGGGCGCCGUCAACGUGGCCAUGACCUUCGGCGGCCUGUACGUGGUGGAGCGCUUCGGCCGCCGCUGGCCGCUGAUCAUCGGCGGUCUCUGGCAGGCCGCCUGGAUGGCCGUCUUCGCGUCGAUGGGCACGGCGCUGGACCCGGAGAACAACAGCACGUCGGGCAUCGUCAUGAUCGUCGCCGCCGCCAUGUUCAUCGCCUCCUUCGCCAUGACCUGGGGCCCCAUCUGCUGGGUGGUCAUCGGCGAGACAUUCCCGCUGCGCACGCGCGCGAAGCAGGCGUCCAUCGCCACCGCGGGCAACUGGCUGGGCAACUUCAUGAUCUCCUUCCUCACCCCGCUCGCCACCUCCGGCAUAUCCUACGCCUACGGCUACGUCUUCGUCGGCACCAACCUGGCCGCCACCCUGGUCGCCUACUUCUUCCUGUACGAGUCGGUCUCGCUCUCGCUCGAGAACGUCGACGCCAUGUACGCCCAGCCGCAGCUCAAGCCGUGGACGUCGCGCGGCUGGAUGCCCGAGGGAUACCUCUCGCGCCUGCAGCGCGACGAGGAGUUCUUUCGGCGGCCUGUGGAUAUUGGGGAGGGUGGGGGUGGUGUUGGCGGCAGUGGUGCUGGUGGUGGUGGUGGGAAGCAGGAAGAGGACUUGGAUGAUGGGACUACGGCAGUGCCGAGUGGGCGGCCGAGUCGCGCUGUGGAUGACCGGGAGAAGAGGUCCAGGUCGGGGGGGAGUGGGGAUUUGCCGGCUGAGACGAGGGAAGAGAGAGUUCGUCGGGCGGUGUAA